UACAAUUCUUGCAGACGAUGACUCUCCUCUCAAAUGAAGAGUUUCUCAGCCAACUGGGGAAAAUGUACAUGGAUGCGAGAUUGGGAGGUGCUAAAUCUGUCUGCGUUACAAUGAAGCCAUAUGAUGGUCGAACCAAAGCGAUGCCAAAAGAUGCGGAUCCGCAACCAGCUGAUGGUCACAAAUGUCUUUUCCGUGCUAAACGUGGUAGGCAACAUAUCAGUACCGUGGUCACAUCGAAGGAGGCGAAAGAAAACAGAUACGGCAGCAAAGCCGAAGCCGUCACCGAAGAAAAGCAACAAGGCCUGAUGAUCUCUAUGUACGUGCUGCAAGUCUGAUUACGGGAGGGCUCGCUGUUUCGUUGUUAUUGUUGUAACUGUGAUAAUAAGUUUACAUCUUAUGUUGUUUUCUUCUAUUUUAUAAUGUCCUGACUGCCUCUUCUUCUGUUUAUUUGCAUGUAUUGGUGAGCUGUACGGAAGCGAUAGUUGCCAAUUUUUUCUUCACAGUUUUUUACAAUGUUUUUUUUUCGAACUAAACAAGCUUUUAGAAAAUGCAGUUGUUACCCAACGCUUUACAGCGUAUUUCAAGUAAUCCGACUUGUCUUUGGCAGAUGAUUUUCUGUACAUUAUAGCAUCGGAUAAUUUUGAGAAAAGAAUAAAUCGUGUUUUGACGUUACCACAC
Molecule: messenger RNA, 678 nt
Organism: Cylicocyclus nassatus
Lineage: Eukaryota; Metazoa; Nematoda; Chromadorea; Rhabditida; Strongylidae
Source: the annotation of a GenBank genome assembly